ACAACUUCUCGUUUCUAUUUUAAUUGUUUUGAAUUUCUCACAAUCAAUUUAAUUUAAUUCUUCUCUAAUUGUGGUCAUUUUUUCUUUCCCAUCAUGUUUUAAUUAAGCAUCAACUCUACCGUUUACCUUAAUGAUUUAAAAUCAAUUCCAAAGUGUUUUUGGUUUUAUAAGUAAAGAGAAAAAUUUUCCAAUCUCUAAAUAAAGACACAUAAUAUUAGUAGAAAAUUAUAAUUGUAACUCUCUCUUUCUCUGUCUCUGUGGAAUUGGGUUUUUUGUUUAGCCGGUUAAUUGUUGUUUUAUAUUCUGGUUGUUGUAACAAUUUAGUUAAUUGUCAACAUGUCGACUGUAUCCAUUGCAAGUGAACAGAAGCGAACCUUAAAGGUUAUGCUAAAUCUAAAUAAUAAAGAUUUGAAGAGUCGAGGUGAACCCAUUUGGAGGGUUUUGGUCUAUGAUCGUCGUUGUCAGGAUGUAAUUGCACCUUUAUUGAAUAAUAAGGAAUUGAGAGAUAUCGGUGUGGUUCUUCAUUUAUUUCUUCAUUCUGAACGAGAUAGUAUUCCCGAUGCUGCGGCUGUUUAUUUUGUUGUUCCAAGUGAUGAAAAUAUUAUCAGAAUCUGUUCCGAUCUAAGGAAUCAUUUAUACGAUCAUUAUUACCUCAACUUUAUUACACCCAUUUCUCAUCAAAAGAUUGAAGAUUUAGCUCUUGCCUGUUUGGAAGCUGAUGCAACCAAAGUAAUCAAAAAAGUUAUGGAUCAAUAUCUUGAUUUUAUCAGUCUAGAAGAUGAUAUGUUCAUUUUAAGACAAAACAGUAAAGAGGAAGUGUCUUAUUAUGCUAUUAAUCGGGCCGAUGUCCAAGAAACGGAAAUGGAAGAAGUGAUGACCAAAAUAUGCGACGGUCUAUUUGCUCUUUUGGCAACACUUGAAGUUGUACCUAUCAUCCGAUGUGCUAAAGGAAACGCUGCUGAAAUGGUUGCCGAAAAAUUGAACAAACGAUUACGGGAAAACCUCCAGGAUGUUAAAAAUAACCUUUUCAAGGGGAGCAGUUUUACCGAUCUAAGUGAACAGCGACCAUUAACAUUUCAGCGACCUUUAUUAAUCAUUCUAGAUCGUAACAUGGACAUGGCAACACCUUUACAUCAUACUUGGACCUAUCAAGCCUUAAUCCACGAUGUUUUAUCGUUCAAGUUGAAUCGAGUGACCAUUACCGAAUCAUCUGAUGAAUCAGUGGCAGUAUCAAGUUCAAGGAAAAAAACGCAAACAUUUGACCUUAAUUCUGACGAUGAAUUUUGGCAGAGACACAAGAUUACACCCUUUCCACAAGUCGCCAAAUCUGUUCAAGAAGAAUUAGAAGCUUAUAAAAAUUCCGAAGAGGAAGUUAAACGCCUUAGAAAUAACAUGGACUCAGAAAAUUCUAUGGACCUACUUUCCAACAAUACGGCCAAAUUAACAUCGGCGGUACAAUCGUUACCCGAAUUGUUAAAGAAAAAGUCACUCAUCGAUAUGCAUACGACAAUUGCCACUUCCAUUCUAGAUCAGAUUAAAAAGCGUAAAUUGGAUAAUUUUUUUGAAUUGGAAGAGAAAAUUUUAUCCAAAUCAAUUUUGGAUAAAACACCAUUGGAAAUUAUCAAAGACGCUGAAACGGGAUCUGAAAGUGAUAAAGUUCGUCUCUGUUUAAUUAACUUCCUCUGCUCUUCACUAUCCGAUGAUGAGAUUAAUCAAUACGAGAAAGCAUUAGAAGAAGCUAAUUGUGAUUUAAAUGCUUUCCGUUAUCUACGCCGAUGGAAAACAUUUUCACGAAUGCCAACACUGGCCAAUGUCCAAUAUGGAGGGGGAACUAAAACGGUCAACAUGUUUUCCAAAUUAAUGACCCAAGGAUCUCAAUUUGUAAUGGAAGGAGUAAAAAAUUUGGUUCUAAAAAAACAAACUCUCCCAAUAACCAGAAUUGUCUCCGCGUUGAUGGAGAUGAAAAAUUUACAAGAAAUUGAAGAUUACCGUUAUUUUGAUCCUAAAUUGUCAAAAGUUUCAGAUAAUCGAAUACCAGAAACAAGAACUUCUUUUCAAGAUGCAAUUGUAUUUGUCGUUGGAGGUGGUAAUUAUAUUGAAUAUCAAAACUUAGUUGAAUAUUGUAAACAGAGUAAAACCGGAAAACCAAAUCCAAAACGAGUGAUUUAUGGAUGUACAGAUUUAGUGAAUGCUGAUCAGUUUAUUGAACAAUUAUCAAGAUUGGGACAGGAACUUCAAAGAUAAACAAAUAAAAUAUAAAAGCCGAUGAAAACGAUAAUAGUUCCAAUUGUUUACGAAUUUUGUUCAUUUCCGUUUGAGUAAUUUAGUUCGGAUUUUUUUCUCUAUAUCAACAGUGACCUCACCUGUUGCUUUGGCUUGAGAAGACACUUUUUUCGGCUUUGUUUUACUGACCUUUUUCACGAGGUCACUUGUCGUUUCAAGAGUUUUCCGAGCUUGUUCAAUAGCAUCCGCUGAGGCUUUAAAAGAUCUGGAUCUACGAUCAUCUACCAUGAUUAAGAUUAAACAAAAUGAACAUUGAAACUAUAACUAAUUGAAAGGAGAUAUUAAAUCACAAUUAAAUGAUUAAAAUGAUUUUCAAGUAUCCUUGA
Molecule: messenger RNA, 2609 nt
Organism: Panonychus citri (citrus red mite)
Lineage: Eukaryota; Metazoa; Arthropoda; Arachnida; Trombidiformes; Tetranychidae
Gene: Slh
Product: sec1 family domain-containing protein 1-like
Exons: 5
Coding region: 337-2244 (635 amino acids)
Biological process (GO): intracellular protein transport; endoplasmic reticulum to Golgi vesicle-mediated transport
Cellular component (GO): Golgi membrane; cytosol
Molecular function (GO): syntaxin binding
Source: RefSeq, a predicted model, not a curated record